AUGAGUCACCAAUCAGACACCCUCCACAAGCCCUGUGGCCAGACAAAGGGCCAGGGCCUCAGAAACCAGAGCCCCCACCCCCAGGUGAUGGAGCUGAUCCUGCGCUUGAGGCAGACCAUAGAGGACUACAUCACACAGCUGGAGACCAGGCACCUGCAGCAGGACCGGGAGCCAGAGAAGCAGGGGCACAGUCAGGCCACCAGGGAGCAGGAAGCCAUCCUUGUCCACUUAAUGUGCCAGGUGGUCAACCUCUUACACUCUAGGGCCACAAGUAGCCUGGAGCUCCAACUGCCUCUCCAUUCCCCGGACAUCCGAGGUGAUGUUGGAGGUGGGCAGCUGGCCCAGUCGCCCAGGGGGCCUGACCAGCUAAGUCACCAACUGAGUGAUUUGGAAACUGCAUUCAUCAGCUAUGACCUCUCCAACCGUGGGAUUGACAUUUCUGCCUUAUACCACUCCACCUUCCAGGACUUCGUGGCCUACCAAAGAGACAAAUACCACGGAGGCAAAAACACCUGGGGCUUCAUUAACCUUGGUAUCAAUGAGAACAAGCUCUGCGUUGAUCUGAUGACUGAAAGGUUGAGUCGAAGUGACAUGAACUACAUUGAUGAUGACCUUCUGCAAUAUUCUGACUGGAAAGGACAUGCAUUCCUGCAGGAAGAAGUGGCCCGGUUCCUGACCAACUACAGCAAGGCACCAGCCCAGCUUGAUCCAGAAAAUGUGGUUGUUCUAAAUAGCUGCCUCUCUGUCUUCUUGGCACUGACCAUGGUUGUGAGUGAUCCAGGUGAGGCCAUUCUGGCCCCCACGCCCUUCUAUCCUGGCUUCACCUUUGCUUCCCGCCUGUAUUCAAAAGUUGAGCUGAUUCACGUCCACCUGGACAGUGAGGUCACUGAGGCAGCCACCUGUCACUUCCAGCUGACUGUGGGCAAGUUGGAGAAAGCUCUGCUUGACGCUAGGCUUAAGGGGAGAAAGGUCAAAGGCCUUGUGCUGAUCAACCCUAAUAAUCCUCUGGGAGACAUCUACUCCCGGGACUCACUGAACGAAUAUCUGGAAUUUGCCAAGAGGUACAACCUCCAUGUGAUUAUUGAUGAGAUUUCCAUGCUGUCUGUGUUCGAUGAACCCUUCCCAUUCCACAGCGUUCUGAGCAUGGAAAGUUUGCCUGACCCCAAAAGGACCCAUGUGAUCUGGGGCUUUGGGAUCUCUGGCUUCCGCUUUGGCGCUCUCUACACCAACAGCAAGGACGUGGCCUCUGCCGUGGGCGCUUUUGGCUUCCUCCAUGGCAUCUCUGGCAUCACCCAGCACAAGAUGUGUCGGCUGCUCCAGGACAGAGAAUGGAUUGACAAUGUGUAUGUGCCCACUAAUCGUUCCCGGCUGCAGGAAGCUCACAGGUUCAUCACUAACCAGUUGAAGGCAUUGGGUAUCCCCUUUCUCAAUCGUGGCUCUGGCCUCUAUGUCUGGAUGAACUUGAAAAAGUACCUGGACCCAUGCACAUUUGAGGAAGAGCUGCUCCUUUAUCGCCGCUUCCUGGACCACAAGCUGCUAUUGUCCCCUGGCAAGGCCUACAUGUGUAAGGAGCCUGGCUGGUUCCGCCUCACCUUUUCAGAUAAACCCCUCCACCUAAAAGUCGCCAUGCACAGGUUCUGCCAGGCAGUAGGCGCCCAGCAGCAGCAUUGGUUGGAGAAGCAAGUGGAGGAUGCACUGAAGGAGGAGGUGCCCUCGCUCUCAUCCGGCCGCUGA
This is a messenger RNA of Miniopterus natalensis, 1734 nucleotides long. The record is from RefSeq and is a predicted model, not a curated record. NCBI's taxonomy places the organism in Eukaryota, Metazoa, Chordata, Mammalia, Chiroptera, Miniopteridae.